Messenger RNA from Cottoperca gobio, 3477 nucleotides. It is a transcript of the gene ankrd44, whose product is annotated as ankyrin repeat domain 44. NCBI's taxonomy places the organism in Eukaryota, Metazoa, Chordata, Actinopteri, Perciformes, Bovichtidae. Gene Ontology annotation, molecular function: protein binding. The record is from RefSeq and is a predicted model, not a curated record.
CCAGCUGCAGGAAGUCCCGGAGCCCGGUGAGGGGGAGCGGGGCGCAGCGUCGCACCGUGCAUGGUGCUGCGGCGUCGGAGGGAGUGGAUGAGACGCCGGAGCUGACCCAGAGAUGGCUGUCCUCAAACUGGCCGACCAGCCUCCUCUCAUCCAGGCGAUCUUCAGCGGAGACCCUGAAGAGAUCCGCAUGCUCAUUUAUAAAUCUGAAGACAUCAACGCUCUGGACUCGGAGAAGCGCACGCCGCUGCACGCGGCAGCUUUCCUGGGCGAUGCCGAGAUCACCGAGCUCCUCAUCCUCUCCGGGGCCCGGGUCAACGCCAAAGAUAAUAUGUGGCUCACCCCCCUCCAUCGUGCUGUGGCAUCUCGGAGCGAGGAGGCGGUGCGAGUUUUGAUCCGCCACUCGGCCGACGUCAACGCGCGGGACAAGAACUGGCAGACGCCGCUGCACGUCGCUGCAGCCAACAACGCGCUGCGAUGCGCCGAGGUCAUCAUCCCGCUGCUGAGUAGCGUCAACGUUUCGGACCGCGGCGGACGCACCGCCCUGCAUCACGCUGCCCUCAACGGCCACACCGAGAUGGUAAACCUCCUCCUCGCUAAAGGAGCCAACAUCAACGCCUUUGAUAAGAAGGACGGCCGCGCGCUGCACUGGGCAGCUUUCAUGGGGCAUUUGGAUGUGGCUUGCCUGCUGGUGAGUCAGGGGGCGGAGAUCAGCUGUAAGGACAAACGUGGAUACACUCCCCUCCACACGGCGGCCUCCAGCGGGCAGAUCGCUGUCGUCAAACACCUGCUGAACCUGUCUGUGGAGAUAGAUGAGUCCAAUGCGUUUGGGAACACGGCGCUGCACGUGGCCUGUUUUAACGGUCAAGACGCCGUCGUCAGCGAGCUGAUCGACUACGGCGCCAACGUCGGCCAGGCCAACAACAAGGGCUUCACCCCGCUGCACUUUGCCGCCGCCUCCACACAUGGAGCGCUCUGUCUGGAGUUCCUGGUUAACAACGGAGCUGAUGUCAACAUGCAGAGCCGUGACGGGAAGAGUCCUCUUCACAUGACGGCAGUUCACGGACGCUUCACUCGCUCGCAGACUCUCAUCCAGAAUGGUGGGGAGAUCGACUGUGUGGACAAAGACGGCAACACGCCGCUCCACAUCGCCGCCCGCUACGGUCACGAGCUCCUCAUCAACACGCUCAUCACCAGCGGGGCAGACUGCACGAGGCGAGGAGUCCACGACAUGUUCCCUCUGCACCUGGCUGCCCUGAACGCUCACUCGGACUGCUGCAGGAAGCUGCUGUCCUCAGGCUUCCAGAUCGACACUCCGGACAGCCUGGGGAGGACCUGCCUGCACGCCGCCGCCGCCGGAGGUAAUGUGGAGUGUGUGAAGCUGCUCCUGAGCAGCGGUGGAGACCACAACCGGAGGGAUAAGUGCGGCAGAACCCCCCUCCACUACGCGGCCGCCAGCCGUCACUACCAGUGUCUGGAGACUCUGGUUGCUUGUGGCACCGCCAUCAACGCCACUGACCAGUGGGGGCGCUCUGCUCUGCACUACGCUGCUGCCUCGGACCUGGACCGGAGGCGACGUGUGAAUCUGGAGCCAGAGAGUGAAGGCGUUCAGGCGGAGCGGGAGAAAGAGGCCGCGCUAUGUUUGGAGUUCCUGCUGCAGAGCGGAGCGACAGCCUCUCUGAAAGACAAGCAGGGUUACAGCUCCGUGCACUACGCUGCAGCCUACGGACACAGGCACUGUCUGGAGCUGCUGCUGGACAGAGACGACAGUCAUCAAGACGACCCCGAAUCUCUGAGCGCUAAGAGCCCGCUGCACCUUGCUGCGUACCACGGCCACGCUCAGGCCCUGGAGGUGCUGCUGCAGGGGGAGAGGGAGGUGGACCAGGGGGACGAGGCGGGGAGGACCCCCCUGGCCCUGGCCGCCCUCAGGGGCCACGCUGAGUGCGUUCACACCCUCCUCAGCCAGGGGGCGUCGCCGCGCACCACCGACAGCCAGUACGGACGCAGCGCUGUGCACCUGGCAGUGAUGAACGGUCACACGACGUGUGUGCGCCUCCUGCUGGAUGAGUCUGACAGUGCGGACCUCGUAGACGCCGCUGACGCUCAGGGACAGACUCCUCUGAUGCUGGCGGUGGCAGGAGGUCACGUGGACGCCGUGUCGCUGCUGCUGGAGCGGGAAGCCAACGUGAACGCGGCGAGUAAACACGGCCUCACCGCACUGCACCUCGGGCUGCUGUGUGGUCAGGAGGAGUGUAUCCAGUGUCUGUUGGAGCAGGAAGCUUCGAUUUUGCUCGGCGACUCUCGAGGUCGCACCGCCAUCCACCUGGCCGCCGCCCGAGGUCACGCCUCGUGGCUGAGCGAGCUGCUGAGCAUCGCCUGCUCUGAGCCGCCGUCCCUCCCCCCGCUGAGAGACCACAGCGGGUACACGCCGCUGCACUGGGCCUGCUACUACGGUCACGAGGGCUGUGUGGAGGUUCUGCUGGAGCAGAAAGGUUGUCGCUGUAUUGAUGGGAACCCGUUCACCCCGCUGCACUGCGCUGUGGCCAACGAUCACGAGCCGUGUGCGGCGCUGCUGCUGGAGGCGAUGGGGUCGGACAUCGCUGGCUGCAAAGACGCUAAAGACAGGACUCCUCUUCACGCUGCAGCGUUCUCGGGUCACGUCGACUGCAUCCAGCUGCUCCUGUCCCACGAUGCACCUGUCGACACUGUGGACCAAUCAGGUCGCAAUGCACUGAUGAUGGCGGCGGAGAAGGGCAGAGUCGGAGCCCUGGAGGUGCUGUUGACCAGCGCCAGUGCCACCCUCAGUCCGAUGGACAAAGACGGCAACACCGCCCUGCAUCUAUCUUGCAGUAAUGGAAAGGAAGACUGUGUGAUGAUGAUCCUGGAGAAGCUGUCGGACACGGCGCUCAUUAAUGCAACAAAUGCAGCGCUGCAAACUCCUCUCCACCUGGCGGCUCGCAGCGGUCUGAAGAAGGCGGUACAGGAGCUGCUGACUCGAGGAGCCAACGUUCAGACGGUGGAUGAGAACGGUCUGACGCCUGCUCUAGCUUGCGCUCCUAGCAGAGAGGUGGCUGACUGUCUGGCUCUCAUUCUGGCUACCAUGAUGCCUUUCUGCUCCCCUUGCAGCUCCGGGGCUCCCUCCCCAGGCUCCCUGCUGAGGCAGCUGCCCCACCAGGGGGUUAAAGGCCUGGGCACCGGCCCCCGGGGGCCGCGCAGCCCCAGGAACCCCUCCCGACCCUCCAGCGAGGGAACCACCGAGAACGACUCUGAGGACUCGGAAACCUUCUGACCCCUCGGGACCGACUCUCCGCCCCCCUCCCACCAGCUGUGCACCUGAACUCUUUACCUCGUCUCCAGGAAGCAAACAGUGUUUUAGUCUGUGACGUGCACUCUCAGCGAGGAGGGGGGAGACGCAGCUUGGAUGUUUUUGCAGUUUCAUGUACAGAAUCGUCCUCCUGUGUGACGCCAGGCUGGACGGCG